Molecule: messenger RNA, 4332 nt
Organism: Aptenodytes forsteri (emperor penguin)
Lineage: Eukaryota; Metazoa; Chordata; Aves; Sphenisciformes; Spheniscidae
Gene: SCRN3
Product: secernin 3
Exons: 6
Biological process (GO): proteolysis
Molecular function (GO): cysteine-type exopeptidase activity; dipeptidase activity
Source: RefSeq, a predicted model, not a curated record
UCUGACUUCUUGCAGUGCACCUACAUCAAAAUUGAGCAAGUCGAAAAGACCCACGCCGUGGUCCUGAGCCGUCCCUCCUGGCUCUGGGGGGCAGAGAUGGGGGCCAACGAGCACGGCGUGUGCAUCGGCAACGAAGCGGUGUGGGGGAGAGAGGAGAUCUGCGAUGAUGAAGCUCUUCUUGGCAUGGACCUCGUAAGGCUUGGACUCGAGAGAGCGGACACAGCUGAAAAGGCUCUUACCGUCAUAGUUGAUUUGCUAGAAAAAUAUGGACAGGGAGGAAACUGUUUGGAGAGCCACAUGGUAUUUACAUACCAUAACAGUUUUCUGAUAGCCGACAGAAAGGAAGCAUGGGUGCUGGAGACAUCAGGAAAAUACUGGGCAGCAGAAAAAGUAGAAGGAGGCGUACGGAAUAUUUCCAACCAGCUCUCUAUAACAACCAAGAUUGACAGAGAACACCCAGAAUUGAAGGAAUAUGCCAAAAGCAAGGGCUGGUGGGAUGGGAAAAAGGAAUUUGAUUUCACUGCUGCAUAUUCUUAUGUCAAUACUGCCAGAAUGACCACAUCCAGAGGCCGAUAUUGUGAAGGCUAUAAACUUCUGAACAAACACAAAGGAUUUAUCACUUCUGAAAUAAUGAUGGAAAUUCUUCGUGACAAAGAGAGUGGCAUUAAUAUGGAAGGUGGAUUUAUGACAACUGGAAGCAUGGUGUCUGUAUUGCCUCAGCAGCCUAAUCUGCCAUGUAUUCACUACUUUACCGGAACUCCAGAUCCUGCUAGGUCUGUAUUCAAGCCUUUCAUUUUUGUGCCCAAUAUUACUCAGUUAUUAAAAACUAGCUCCCCUACAUUUGGUCAUAAUGAUCCAGUUAAGAAGCAACCACGUUUUCAGAGUAAACCAGAUCGAAGACACGAGCUCUAUAAAAAACAUGAAAGUGCUGCUGUAGUUAUGGAAACUAUCAAGGACAAAGGUAAAGAGAUGCUGAAAGAGAUACAGGAGUUGGAGAAACAGAAGAUAAGUGAAAUGGAAUCAAUCCUGCAAAACGGAUGUCUUGACAUUAACCAAGUGGUUAACCUUUUUUCACAGUGUGUAGAAGAAGAACUCAAAAUAUAUAGCUAAAACUACUAUUUGAACGUUGUAAAAUUCAGUUUUAUGAUUAAAUUUUCUAAUGAAGUGGCUAUAUAGAUUACAUCUUAUUUUCAAUAUACUAGUUAGUAUGACAGUUUUAAAGAUGCGGAUUCAUAUUCAGGCCAAACAGCUUUUGGUUGUAUAAAGCAACGCUGAAAAGGGUCUUAAAAGCUAGGCAGUGACUUUGUCUGUAUGUAGCAUAAAGCUGUCAGCAGAGAUUGAUUUCGUUAACAAACAGACACAAUUAGAAUGUAAUAGCUUGACUAAAUUGCGGAACAACCCCAUCUCUGGAUGAAGAACAUGAACUCAGAUUUGGAGAACUCACUUCUAGUGUACACACAUGCAGCUUUUAUAGUCGAGAUAAUUGUAGAAAAAUUUCACAUUGCCGGAAUUAAAAUGGUCAUGCUGAAGGACUUUCUAAAAUGUAGAAGCUAUUACUUGCACUGAAUAAAAAGGAAAAUGAUAUGCAAGGCAAGUAAGAUUGAUAUUCAGUUGUUUGAUAAAACCAUUCUAAGAUGUUUCAUGUAUGAACCUUUUACUCCUUCAAUGUAAAAUGAGGCUAAGAGUUCAAGAUAUAUUAAAACCAAAUCACAGUUACAAUUUUACCAUUGUUUGUUGUGAAAUCUGAUUACAUGGAAUUCAACAAUGCGAGCAUCCUGCAAGUUACCACAGAAUUUUCACUUCCCUGUCUAUUUUCCCUACCCUGAUACUGAAAAAUAAACUAUUUAUAUACAAUAUGAUUAUUGUCAAAUUAAUUCUGCAAUACACUUUAAAAAACUCCCACAUGAUGUUAUCAUGUUCUUGAAUUGUUACUUUUUUAAAUGAGGCAACUAGAAAGGAAAAGGUUGGGGUACACAAGUAUAUACAUGUACUCAGCAGGACACUUUAAAGGACUUUUAAAAUUUUUUCACUUCAUAUAAAGCCUUUUAACCAUGACUUGUCUUGCCAAAAUUACUAGACUAUGGACUUGAUUUAGUCAAGCUUUUUGCCCUGCCAGGAACUCUUCCUCCCUGAUCCUAUUUAAAAGUAAUGAUCAAUAUGUGACACUACUUUUAUUAUCUGUGGCAAGGCACAAACUGAGCAAACAACAAAGAAAGAAGAUUCUGACUUCACUACAUGAUCCAGCAGGAUAAAAAGUGUGACUGGAAGGAAAAAAAACCACCAACCAACCCAGCACUUCUGCAAACCUUCAGACGAGAACAUGUAACAUGAAAUGGAGCAUUAGAGCUGCAGUAGCAGUAUGUGACAUGACAUAGCAUCCCCACAGAAAGACACAGCAGACCACAGAAAGACCAUUCUUUGAUGAUUUUUCUAUAUUUAGCCAGUUUCUAGAAUCAUCUCAGAUGCUAAAGAUGGGGCUAAACACAUGCAGUUUUCUCAUUCUGUAAACUGUUCUGUCCCCCCACUAGUAAAAAAAAGUAUAGGCAAACAAAAGAAAUACGUAUACAAUGAAGUUUGCAGAAUGAGCAAGAAAAUUAAGAGCUUGGCAGAAUUUGUUCUUCCUGACCCUACAAUGAAAGUAGAAGUUAAUUUGGGAUACUGCGUUCAGAUCCAUAGCAAGAAACUAAUGAGUCACGAAAGGUUCUUGAACUUUCUAGUUCUAGUGAUCCUAUGUGUACCAAGUGGCAGUAGCAAGUAAGAUUGAGUAGCAGGUAAGACUGAAAGUAAGCUUGAGUUGACUGAACGUUUUGUGCCUGUCUCGCCAACAAAAUUUCUUAGAAGUUCAAUAGUACAGUGGAUGUUUGUGAACUGGAAGGUAUAUUUAAUAAAUUUUUGCUGUAUUUACCUGUUUUCCUCAUGGAUGUCUAUAUCUGACAAUUGGGUGUAUCUUUAUCCUAUUUUGGAUCAUCAGCUGUUCCACACUAGCUCUUUGAUAACUUCAAAGCAGCAAUAAAUGCCAGGUAAAACUGUGCUGGAAACCAAGGUAUGAGUCAAGUUUACAGGUAGUAUAGCAAAACAAGAGAAACAAUUUUAUGCUACAAUGCAUAGUGAAGUUACACAGGAAUGAAAGUAGUGAAGGUGGUGGAGCAGGCCUUUAAGUGAACUUCUUCGCCACUUAAUCAUGGGGUGGCAAUUAGCCAGGUUAAGCAUAUCGGUCUGGUUGUUAUAUAGGCAGAUACAGUCCAACUGUUCAUCUGGUUUCUGUGCUAGAGGAUACAAAGUAAAAACAAUGUGAUGUGUGGAGAUGGAUCAAGUGAUGGCCAACAGAAUACAGGAUAUUUUGGUACCUUUUUUUCCCCCUGGGAUUUCAUCCUCCUAGAACAUAUGCAGUGUAAAAACAGAAAAUGAAGAUGAGGUCAGGAAAAAUAAAUAACCUUCCCUCCCACAACCAUACAUUUAAAAAAAAAAAAAAAAAUCAGAAUGUCCUCUAGAGGGCAAUCUUUGCAUGUCUUUCAUCUAGGAAUACAUCUUACAGUUUAUUUUUAAAGGUCUAGACCUUUAUGAAGGAUCAUAUUAAAAAAAGUACUAAAAUUGCUACCUAGAAAACUAAAAGUUUGAUAUUCACCCUGUCCAUCAUCACAAUUAUUUUGAGAUCAGUGCUAGAAAAAAGAUCCAUUGUUUCACUGGAGACUCCCCUGGACUUACUUGUUCAGUGGAUGUUUUCAUGGAACUGUAACUUCCAAGUUAAUUGAGAUUUAUCCCAAACUAAUCCACCUUCAAAAUAAAAGAACUCAUUGCAUGACUGACCACAUCUUUAAAGCAAAGCUAUAUCUAACCACCAAAAAUUCACACAUCAGUAGAUCAACUAUCGACAUACAUCAAAUUGUUAACUAUUUUAAAACUUGCCAGUGCUCCUUGGUGGAAGCAAAUUUUUAUCAGAUAAAAGAGUUAUUUAACUUUCUAAAGCUAUUCAAAACUCUAUUCUUACCUUCCAGAAGUACCCAGUGAUUUAGAAAUAGAUUAUCAUAUCCUGUAUUUAAUUCAUAGUUUCUUUAGUCUAUUUAUUAACCAUCAUAGACUCUCAUCGGACUGACGGGUAUGAUAUCAGCAGUCACAAUGUUGUAACAGUUAAUCUAACAGAAUUUGGUGUCAGUUGUCAAUUAAAGGUGUUCUCUUCAUUAAAUCUGUAACAGGGAGCCUUCUCUAAGCAGAAAUUUUGAGCAAUUUCUUACUUAAAACAGAUAUGUCCAAAUCUAGGGAAUAGCAGAGCCAUUAUAAAAAGGGAGGCAACGGCAGGACUUUUUGAUGAAAAUGAGAAAGACAAGACUGUAA